GUUAGUUCAAAAUGAGGGAGGGAAAAAUUUAUUUGAGUCUCUGUGCUGCUAAUUGGUCAAUUCAUAUCUUUCUGAUCUCUGUGAAGGAUGACAUUUAAGUACUGGAUUUAAAUGAUGUAUCUUUGGAGCUCUGAAUCAGUGCAUACAAUGUGCAGUGUCUCAAAAGUGAACUUUUGCCCGCUUUUCAAUCAUCGCAAAUAUAUUUUGUCAUUUGUCGUUUCCAUCCUCUUUGAAGAAACACAACUCUGAUAACGCAACUUUUCUGCAUCCAACAAACAUUCUGAUGGGAUUGGCCAACCGAUAAUGAAGAGUGAGUGAGAUGGAUGAGUAACAGAAUACUGUCCUGCGUGUUGUCCAUGUUGGGAGGGUUGGGUUUUUGGUGAUUAGCCCGGGAGCUGAUCCCUUGGGAGCAGAUGGCGAAUUGUGGCUUACCCCGACUCCUGGAGUCUGAGGAGAUAGUUUGCAUUGAGUAGCACAGCACUCAUGUCUUGGAAGACUGUAACGAUUUCAUGAGAAAGUGUAUAUAGCCGGGCAUGCUCUCUUGUUGACAUCAUGCUCCUCCUGCAAGACUUGCGGUUUGCAGUCAUCGUGCUCCUGCUCCGUGUCAACUGUCUGCACGGCUCCAAUCUGUUUUCCGCAUCCUCCUAUGAGUUCACCGCCUACAGGAUGCAGCAAUACAACCUGUCAAAACAGAAUCGUGGUUGCCGAGGCGCCAUCGUGGUGGCAGAGGCCCGUGCUGCCGAUGAGCCAGUGCUGACCCGCCGCUGUGUCGUCAUGAGGGUGGCGGACUUCACCACCAAAACAUACGCUGAGGCUCGGAGACAAAACGCUGCCGCCGUUCUGAUUCUGCUGCCCCAAAAUAUGACAAGUAUUUUUCCUGAAGAAAUUCAGUCCUUCAUGAUGAGCGAGAGUCAAGCCUUGAUGACGGAGACUCUCAUGCCGGUUUACGUGGCCCCUGAGGAUCAACAGCUGCUCCACAUGUAUGAGGAGGUGAAGAAGGCAGCAUCUGCGCGGACGUCAUCGAUAUUCAUUCGAGUCUUUCGAAGUAUGGUCACAGCAACAGCCUUUCAGAUCUUGGUGACCAACAAUUCCCCAAUCAAGGCCAUAACAGACACGACGCUCGUUACACUGGAAGGGGUGCUUCUUGGAGCUGGUGAGGACAUACCCACCAUUGUGAUCACUGCCCACUAUGAUUCAUAUGGACUGGCACCAUGGUUGUCCUAUGGGGCUGACUCUAAUGGAAGUGGUGUCAUCAUCUUGCUCGAGUUAGCACGCCUCUUCCAGAUGCUUUAUAGUAGCCCAAGCACCAGACCACGAUACCAUUUAAUGUUCUCCCUGACGGGAGGAGGAAAACAAAAUUUCUUCGGCACCAAGAAGUGGAUUGAAGAGAACCUGGAUCACGCUGAAUCAAGCCUCCUACAUGACAACGUGGCAUUUGUGCUGUGUUUGGACACACUGGCCAAUGGUGAUGAGCUGUACACGCACGUGUCCCGUCCACCGAAAUCGGACACUCCCAUGUAUGCAUUCAUUCAACAUUUGGAUGAGGUGGUUUCCUCCAUAUUCCCUUGGAUGAAGACACAAAUGGUCCAUAAGAAGAUCAACCUUAUGGACUCAACGGUCGCCUGGGAGCACGAGCGCUUCAGCCUGCGCAGGAUACCAGCGUUCACUCUGUCUCACCUGGAUGACCCCAAAUCCGAGCUACGGGGCUCCAUGCUUGACACUGCUUCUCGGGUGGACUUCCAGAAAAUUAAGAGGAAUGGUAUCAUCGUAGCAGAAGCCCUGGCUCGGUACAUGUACCAUUUAUCAGACAAGAGCUCGCUGCGAGAUGUUCGGCUCUUCAAAGGCCGCUUGGACUUCCAUGACAGUCGAAUAUUCAGUCUCAUGUCCUUCCUGACUUCAGUCCCUCGUGCCACGCAGCUGAUGGAUAAAGAGCCCGCUCACAUCCUGCUCAUCAACUCGCUGGAGCAUGAAUUCAAACAAUACUUGCAGCAAGUCCACAGGCACACUUUUAGACAGGACAAAAGGGAUCCUGAUAUUACCUUUUUUGAUCAAAUGAGCCAGCCGGUAGUGAUGUACAGGGUGAAACCUGCUGCUUUUGAUCUGUUCCUGGGUGGAUGCAUCACGGCAUAUUUGGGCAUUGUUUACUAUGCAAUACAGAACUUUGACCACGUCUACACAAAACUAAAGGCAGCAGUAAAACCCAAGCGCCACUAAAACGACAGAAUACGGACGAUUUUAGCGGAGGAAAUGUUUCCAUUGUCAUUUAUAGAAAGACACGUUUUGUUUAUCGUUUCAAAUGCCAGACACUCUGCUGUACCAAGGCAAUGGUGAUGUGGGUUUGACAAAGACGAUGAUGUCUGUCAAACAACACUUGGACAAUUGUUGAAUUGAUGGAAUGGAAUAGGCUCCUUGGUGAUUGAUUAUUGAUGUAACUUUGAAACGUACUUUGAAAGCAACUCUCUGAAGGCAAAGAAGACACUCUCCAGCAAAACGGUUCAGUUAGCACGUUAGGUUGUAAUGCUUUGCAUUCAUAAAACCAAAAUGUCUCAGUAAGAGGUUAUUCCACUCAAUGGACAUGCUAGGCACUCAAGGAUAAUCCAUCGAUAUCCAUCACAAGGGCUUCAAAAUUCUUCUUUUCACCAAAUUACCAUGCCUUUUGACUCAUUUUAUUGUGCCGGAUGUUUUGAAUUCAACGUGACUAUUUUAUUUAAAAAAAACACGCAAAUUCAGCUUCACGAUGGAGUCUUAGUUUGACUAAAAUGAAUGCCACAAUAUUAGAAACCACACAAUUAUUAAUAAGUACUUCAGGAAUAAUCAACAAAGCAAUUCUAUUUCAAUAAAUUCGUAUUACGUUUA
Messenger RNA from Hippocampus zosterae (dwarf seahorse), 2856 nucleotides. RefSeq names its product Nicalin-1-like. NCBI's taxonomy places the organism in Eukaryota, Metazoa, Chordata, Actinopteri, Syngnathiformes, Syngnathidae. Gene Ontology annotation, biological process: regulation of signal transduction. Gene Ontology annotation, cellular component: endoplasmic reticulum membrane. The record is from RefSeq and is a predicted model, not a curated record. Bases 553 to 2214 code for a protein of 553 amino acids. The transcript is spliced from 16 exons.